UCAAGACUGUCCAUAAUUUUAGAGGGUGCCUCAAGACUGUCCAUAAUUUUGAAGGGUGCCUCGGGACUGUCCAUAAUUUUGAAGGGUGCCUCAGGACUGUCCAUAAUUUUAGAGGGUGCCUCAAGACUGUCCAUAAUUUUAGAGGGGUGCCUCAAGACUGUCCAUAAUUUUGAAGGGUGCCUCGGGACUGUCCAUAAUUUUGAAGGGUGCCUCAGGACUGUCCAUAAUUUUAGAGGGUGCCUCAAGACUGUCCAUAAUUUUAGAGGGUGCCUCAAGACUGUCCAUAAUUUUGAAGGGUGCCUCGGGACUGUCCAUAAUUUUGAAGGGUGCCUCGGGACUGUCCGUACUUUUAGAGGGUGCCUGGGGACUGUCUGUAAUUUUAAAGGGUGCCUCGGGACUGUCCAUAAUUUUAAAGGGUGCCUCGGGACUGUCCAUAAUUUUAAAGGGUGCCACGGGACUGUCCAU
This is a messenger RNA of Staurois parvus, 465 nucleotides long. The record is from the annotation of a GenBank genome assembly. Lineage: Eukaryota; Metazoa; Chordata; Amphibia; Anura; Ranidae.